CCUGGGCGGUGCCCUGGCUCCAAGGCUCUGAGUGCGGUUGGGGAGCGCCUCCAUCCCGUGUGGAGCUGGGUCUCCUGUGAGCUGUGCUGCCGGGAGGCCGAGCCCGGGGGGGAGAGAGUAGGAGCGGCGGUCCGGGGUUCUCUUCCGCCCUCCUCGACUCCCGCUUUGGACUUGGUGGCCGAAUAGGAUCCGUCCAGCGGAAGGCGAAGCCUGUGUUACUGUCACAGCCACGACGCACAGAGCGUUUAGCAUUUGAUCUGUUCGGGGAAGAUGUGUCAUUGCAGCCAGAGCGUGGAAUAUUUGUGGGGCUGAAGCGGACGAAGGUGAUAACACAGUCUUUUGACAUGUUGAGGUCGUGCAGGGACUUUUACCUGUAUGAAGUUUGGACUGUAUGCUCCCUGCCUCCUGAUAUGGGGUCAUGAAUCAGGGCCAAGUGGGAGCUCAGAAAAAGCAGAGUCCGCCAGCUACCCUGGAGCAGAAGGAACCCGGAUUUUGGAGGGCACUGUCACCUGGAGCAGUGUCUGUCCCAAGAGCUACAGCCCUUCUCUGAGGGGGAGACCAGGUGACGACAGCCAUGCUUCUGACAGCUUGGCUCCAGGGACUUCAUGGACCCCCUGAUGCUCAUCCAUGGACUACAGGGCCUGAGCCAUGGAGUUGGCCCUAGGGCAGCAGGAACCUGUUGUUUCAGAAGUCGGUGACCUUUGAGGAUGUGGCUGUGUACUUCACCCAGACGGAAUGGGAUGGUCUGUCCCCGGCACAGAAGGCCCUGUACAGGGAUGUAAUGCUGGAGAAUUAUGGGAAUGUGGCCUCCCUGGGAUUUCCACUUCUCAAACCUGCUGUGAUCUCACAACUGGAGGGAGGAGGUGAGCUAGGGGUCCUCUCUCCACUGGCCGCUGGAACAGGAACAGGCCCCCAGGACCUCUGGACUGUAGAUAUUGAUAUCCAGACUGACAAUAAUUUGGCAAAAGAAAUCUGUGAAGAAAAAGAUAAUAUGUCAUUUGAACUUCAGAGGGACUUUUCCCAGGAAACAGACUUUUCAGAAGCCUAUAUUCUAGAGAAAAAACAGGAAGUCUACUCAGUAGCAAGUAUGAAGAAGGAAAACAGCAGUGUCAUUGAUGGAACAGUAAAAGAUGAGACAAGCCCCAUGGCGGAGUGUUUCUUUAGUCAUAGUCCAAACUUGUAUCAGUGUCAUACCAUCUCCACUGGUGAGCAGCCCCAUGGGUGUAUAGGAUUGGGGAAAUCCUUAAGUUUUGACACAAAACUUGUUAAGCAUGAAAUAAUUAAUACUGUCGAGAAACCUUUCAAAUGUGAAGAAUUAAUGAAAACCUUUAUAUGUGACUCUAAACUUAAUCAGCAUGAAGAAAGCUACACUGGAGAGAAGGCUUAUCGAUGUAUUGAGUGUGGCAAAGCCUUCAGUGUUAAUGCAAAAUUAAUUUGGCAUCAAAGACUUCAUAGUGGAGAGAAACCCUUCAAAUGUGUGGAGUGUGGGAAAAGCUUUAGCUACAGUUCCCAUUUUAUCACACAUCAGACAAUCCACAGUGGGGAGAAGCCCUAUCAGUGUAAGGUGUGUGGGAAAGCCUUCAGUAUUAAUGGGAGUCUGAGUAGGCAUCAGAGAGUCCAUACAGGAGAGAAGCCCUAUCAGUGCAAGGAGUGUGGAAAUGGCUUCAGCUGUAGUUCUGCAUAUAUCACACAUCAGAGAAUCCAUACUGGGGAGAAACCUUACGAGUGUAAUGACUGUGGGAAAGCUUUUAAUGUUAAUGCAAAAUUAAUUCAACAUCAGAGAAUCCACACUGGAGAGAAACCUUAUGAAUGCAAUGAAUGUGGGAAAGGCUUCAGGUGCAGUUCCCAGCUUAGGCAGCAUCAGAUCAUCCACACUGGAGAGAAACCCUAUCAGUGUAAAGAAUGUGGAAAAGCCUUCAAUAAUAAUGCAAAACUCAUUCAGCAUUGCAGAAUCCACACAGGGGAGAAACCCUUUGAGUGCACUGAAUGUGGAAAAGCCUUUAGUGUCAAAGGGAAAUUAAUGCAGCACCAGAGAAUCCACACAGGUGAGAAACCAUAUGAGUGUAAUGAAUGUGGGAAAGCCUUCCGGUGUAACUCCCAGCUUCGGCAGCAUCUGAGAAUCCACACUGGGGAGAAGCCCUAUGAGUGUAAUGAGUGUGGAAAGGCCUUCAGUGUUAACGCAAAACUAAUGCAGCAUCAGAGAAUUCACACUGGAGAGAAACCCUUUGAAUGUAAUGAGUGUGGGAAAUGCUUUACUUCUAAAAGAAACCUACUUGAUCAUCACCGAAUCCAUACUGGAGAAAAGCCUUAUCAAUGUAAGGAAUGUGGGAAAGCCUUCAGUAUCAAUGCCAAAUUAACUAGGCAUCAGAGAAUACAUACUGGGGAGAAACCUUUCAAAUGUAUGGAAUGUGAGAAAGCAUUCAGCUGUAGUUCUGACUAUAUUGUGCACCAGAGAAUCCAUACUGGAGAGAAACCCUUUCAAUGUAAAGAGUGUGGAAAAGCCUUCCAUGUUAAUGCCCAUUUAAUUCGGCAUCAGAGAAGCCACAGUGGGGAGAAACCCUUCAGAUGUGUGGAGUGUGGCAAGGGCUUCAGCUAUAGUUCUGACUGUAUUAUACAUCAGACAGUCCAUACUUGGAAGAAAUCCUAUGUGUGUAAUGUGUGUGGGAAAGCCUUCAGGUUUAGCUUUCAACUUAGUCAGCAUCAGAGUGUCCAUAGUGAAGGAAAAUCCUAAUGAGAAGAAUGUAGAAAACUCAAGACUAGUGCUUAAAUGGAUCAAAUAUCAGAUUCAUCCUGCUGGAGAACACUAAGAGGGAAAUGAAUAUGGCAGAGUGUUCACAGGAAACAGGUCUUUUCUGUUUCAUUUAAUUUUUAAUCAGGAGUGGAUGACCAGUUAAGAAAGACCAUCCCAAAAGAAACAGCUUUGUUUUGUACUAAUGACCAAUUGGAAAAUAUAAUGAAAUAUCACAUUCCCAGAAGCAUCAAGAAAAGUAGAUUUUCUAGAAAUAAACAAUUAUUAUGCAGGACCUAUAUGGGAAAAACCAGAAGUCUCCUAAGGGCCACCAAAGGAAACUUGAAUAAAUGGAGAGAGAGAAACCUUGUUCUUGGAUAGGAAAACCUGUAGUAUAAGGAUAUUCACUCUGCCUAAAUUAAUUUAUUUGUUUAAUUUUUGACAAUAAGCAUGCAUUACUUUUGUAAAGAGGAAAAUCAA
Molecule: messenger RNA, 3208 nt
Organism: Cynocephalus volans (Philippine flying lemur)
Lineage: Eukaryota; Metazoa; Chordata; Mammalia; Dermoptera; Cynocephalidae
Gene: ZNF23
Product: zinc finger protein 23
Exons: 6
Coding region: 782-2731 (649 amino acids)
Biological process (GO): regulation of transcription by RNA polymerase II
Molecular function (GO): RNA polymerase II cis-regulatory region sequence-specific DNA binding; DNA-binding transcription factor activity, RNA polymerase II-specific
Source: RefSeq, a predicted model, not a curated record